Exserohilum turcica Et28A is the source of this 1031-nucleotide messenger RNA. RefSeq lists its product as uncharacterized. NCBI's taxonomy places the organism in Eukaryota, Fungi, Ascomycota, Dothideomycetes, Pleosporales, Pleosporaceae. The transcript has a single exon. The record is from RefSeq and is a predicted model, not a curated record. Bases 4 to 954 code for a protein of 316 amino acids.
ACCAUGUUUCGCGGACUACCAGUCAUACCUGACGACAUCUAUACAACAGACGCGCCCCGUAACAUUGCAAAGUCCUUUCUCGCCAUAGAGCAGUCAGAGGGCGCAGGCGCAAAAGUUAGGAGGAGCGUGGGUACACCCAAGCUCAGAAACUUUUCCCCCUUCCUGAUGCUCGAUCAUUUCGCCAUACCCCCAGGAGCUGGCUUCAAUGAUCACCCGCAUAGGGGAAUGCAAACUAUAACGUAUUUGCUGUCGGGUGCCGUGGAUCAUGAGGAUUUUGCUGGAAAUAAAGGAACUAUCGAAAAGGGCGAUUUGCAAUUUAUGACGGCAGGACGCGGCAUCGUACAUGCCGAGAUGCCCCGCCCGAACGCGGACGGCUCUCCUAAUGUCGGUAUGCAGCUCUGGGUCGAUCUGCAUAAAGAGCUGAAGUCAUGCGAGCCACAAUAUCGUGACCUUCGCGCAAAAGAAAUCCCCGAAGCGACUGCGGACAACGGCAGGGUGAAAGUCAAGGUGAUUAGUGGCCAGGCGUAUGGCGUGGAAAGCCUGGAAGAGCUGGCGUACACACCCGUUUGGAUGCUGGACUUUACAGUUCAACCUGGUGGUAAAGUGAAGCAGCCAUUGCCAAAAGGCUGGAAUGCAUUCGCUUAUGUGCUGAACGGCACCAUCAUCGUCUCAUCCGACGGCGUUUCGCGACCUAUCCAACAAUACCACAACGUUGUAUUUGAGAGCGCUGGCGAUAGUGUGGAGAUAUCUGUCGAGGAAGGGGCUGAGACGGAGUCAAGAUUUUUACUGGUUGCCGGACUGCCGUUGGACCAGCCCAUUGUACAAUACGGCCCCUUUGUGGUGACCUCGAGAGACGAGGUCAUGCAGGCUAUGAUGGACUUUCAGAGCUACUCGAAUGGAUUUGAGCGGGCACAAAACUGGGAAAGUGAGAUUGGGAAGAGAUUAGUUCAGUAGGCUACUAAACCUGCACUAGAUCUCGUUCCACAUCCCAUUCAAUAUUUCCUUUAGAAGUAAGCAUGCUUGAAUAGAAG